AGGGAGUAAAGACAGUAAACUCGGAAAAGGGAAGUAGGGGAGGGGGAAGACAGACGGCAAUGGAGGCGAGGGUUGCAGGAGUGCCCGAAGACGAGGAGUCCGGCCUCCUCCCUCGCCAGUCCGCCGCCGGCCGCCGGCCGUCCUCCCGCGGCCCCCGCUUCCCGCCUCCACCGGCGGUCUGGGCGACGGUGGACGGCCCCCUCGGGCUGCCGCUGGAGGAGGCGGAGGGCCACGCUAGGCGCUUCUUCCUGUGGGGUUUCGCGUGCCUCCCCUUCCUCUGGGCCAUCAACUGCUGCCACUUCUGGCCCGUCCUCCGUUCGCCGGCCGCAUCCUCGCCCGCCGCCUUCGGCCCCAUCCGCCCCUAUGUUGUGCGAUCAGCGAUUGGCUUUACCAUAUUUUCUUUUGUUCUGAUCACUUGGGCCACGACUUUUAUUGUUGGAGGUGAGCGAUUGUUUGGACCAGCGUGGAAUGAUCUAGUAAUGUACAAUGUCGCUGACAAGCUUGGCCUUUCUGGAUUCAUGGGAUAACUUCCAAUGGCUCCAACCAUUUGAUUGGUUGUGCUCCAACCAUUUGAUUGGUUGUACUCCAACUGUGAUUUUCUCUGGAGAGAAUUGUUUCAUCUUGGUGGACUUGGUACUAUUUGCUGUACUCUAAUAUCAAUGACUGGUUAGACUGAAGGUGUGUGGGUUGUGUUGUAGAAAGAAGGGAUGGAUGAUGCGUGUUGUAGAGGUUAUGUCACCAUAGAUAUGCGUUCUGCGAUAUGAUGUUGCACUGUGUUUUAUAUGUCCAGCUGUUGCUGGAACUGGAAUGGAUCAGGUUGUUUUCCCUCUUUUGAAAUUGUAUACUAACAUCAGUGCAUUAACUGUACAUUAAUUACACCUUGA
Panicum virgatum (switchgrass) is the source of this 884-nucleotide messenger RNA. Its product is annotated as probable gamma-secretase subunit PEN-2. Bases 60 to 527 code for a protein of 155 amino acids. The transcript is spliced from 2 exons. Gene Ontology annotation, cellular component: gamma-secretase complex. The record is from RefSeq and is a predicted model, not a curated record. Lineage: Eukaryota; Viridiplantae; Streptophyta; Magnoliopsida; Poales; Poaceae.